Messenger RNA from Colletotrichum karsti, 1086 nucleotides. RefSeq lists its product as uncharacterized. The transcript has a single exon. NCBI's taxonomy places the organism in Eukaryota, Fungi, Ascomycota, Sordariomycetes, Glomerellales, Glomerellaceae. The record is from RefSeq and is a predicted model, not a curated record. The coding region runs from base 1 to 1086 and encodes 361 amino acids. Gene Ontology annotation, molecular function: iron ion binding; monooxygenase activity; oxidoreductase activity, acting on paired donors, with incorporation or reduction of molecular oxygen.
AUGCUCGCCAACUUUUUUUCGAGCGUUCUUGCGUGUACUAUCAUUGCCGUUAUAAGUAGAGUCUACUUUCUUUGCACCAGGCGACGUCGAGAUUUCCCUGUUGUCAACGAUUACCCCGGAGACCUUUUCCGCAAAAGGGCUUAUCAAGAUUACAACGACAAUGCCAAACAAUUGAUCGCCAAUGGGUUUUCCCGGUACAAUGGACCCUUCGCUAUUCUGGUUCCCGGAGGCAUGAAGAUUAUCCUACCCUCUUCCCUCAGCGACUGGGUCAAGACGAACCGAAAUCUCGACCAUCACCAGCUUGUCAGGGAGGAAUAUUUUGCAGGAUAUCCGGGUUUCGAAGCCCAGCAAGCGGUACACAGUUCCGACAGAAUGAUGAUAAACUUGCUUCGCGGCAAAUUGUCUCAGAACGAAGCAGUUCUUCCCAUCGUCAACCAACACAUUGCGACAGCUUUGUAUGAGCAUUGGGGCGACAGCAAAUCUUGGCAUGUCAUUGAGUGGAAUGAAGACACUACUGGCAUCAUUUCAAAGGCAGCGGCUUGCGUCUUUGUCGGCCCAGAGAAGGCCUGCGACCCCGAGUGGCAAGUACUGAUCCAGGCCUACGUACGCGAGUACUUUGCAGCGGUGGGUGAGCUUCGAUCUUGGCCGGCGCUUCUCAGACCCAUUGUACAGUGGUUUCUGCCUCACUCUACGGCAUGCAGGGCCAUCGUCCCAAAGGUUCGCGCCAUCAUGCGUAGCGUGGUCGAAAAGAGACGUCAAAAAGCAGAAGCUGCGGCAGAACAUGGUGCUGAGCCUCCUCAGUAUAACGACUUCGUGGCCUGGAGCUGUAGUGCACCGACGAAUACCCUUGAACCGGGCGACUUGCAGCUCGGUCUUGCCAUGGCAGCGCUCUUCACUACUUCCGAGCUCCUCAGGCAGAUUCUCAUUGACAUUGCUCAGCAUUCUGAGCUGAUAACGCCACUCAGAGAAGAGAUCACACAAGUUCUGAACAGUUCGGGACUAGGGUUGGCAGGCCUGGACAGCUUGGAACUGCUGGACAGCGUCAUGAAAGAAUCGCAACGGCUGUCUUCUGCUAUCAGUAAGUGA